AUGACUCUCAUUGGAAGGACAGCCUUGAUUGAGCAAAACGAUGCAACAGUUGCAUUCCUACAAGCAAACGACUUCUCCAGGGCUCUCGUGUCGUCCAUACUUGCAUUGAGCUACAGUAGAACAUUUCUUGAUGAAAGCGAAACCGCAAACGAGCAAAGCAGUGGAAGUUUGGAUGAGUGCAUGCUUCUCUCUGCCACCGUCAGCGAAUCUGGCGAUGAAAUCAGUGGCACUUUCAUCUAUGAACACGCCGUCAUCAUUCCGACAACAGCAGAGGAGAUUGACCCAACGAUCCUGAUCGCUAUUCCAAUUUUCAAUGCGGCCCUAGCUCACCAUCAACUGGCAAAGCAAAACUUAUUUUGCCAUUGGACUCGAAUGCAUCUUCUGACGAGAGCCAAGCAGUUGUACGAGCUGGCAUACAAAUCAUGUGAUUUGGAACAUAAUCCUUUAUUUCACUUCGCUCUCAUCAACAACAUGGCUGUGAUCGAGCGAGACAUUGGUAAUAUGCCUACUGCAAACGAAUGUUUUGAGUACCUGCUGACUCUUUUGAUUGUUUUCGUGGAUCGAGGAUGCGAGUUGCGACUGCGGCAUGUUAGGGGAUUUGUUGCUAACGUCCCUUUGGCCAUCAAGAAUGCCCCUGCAGCAUAA
Cylindrotheca closterium is the source of this 645-nucleotide messenger RNA. The record is from the annotation of a GenBank genome assembly. Lineage: Eukaryota; Bacillariophyta; Bacillariophyceae; Bacillariales; Bacillariaceae.